Molecule: messenger RNA, 1679 nt
Organism: Cuscuta epithymum
Lineage: Eukaryota; Viridiplantae; Streptophyta; Magnoliopsida; Solanales; Convolvulaceae
Source: the annotation of a GenBank genome assembly
AUGCACUUCAUAAACGUGGUGGUCCACUUCUGAGGACAUCAAGAGGGGGCUAUGUGGCAUAAAAAAAAGUUGCCAACAUUCAAGACUGAGGCAUAAAUCAGGUCGAGAGUUCUAGACACUCCAGCUUCCUCAGCAACAAACAGCGAGAUCUAUUGACUCCAGCUCCCAUUAAUUCUUUGUUCAAACUAGAGACAUAAAGACAUGCUAGGGUUUUCAUACGGAGAGUUGUUUUUAUUGCUUGGAGCUACUGCGGCUUUAAUUGGACCUAAGGACCUUCCAGUCAUAGCAAGAACUGCUGGGAGGUUAUCUGGCCGUGCUAUUGGCUAUGUUCAAAUGGCCCGUGGUCAAUUUGAGAGUGUCAUGCAGCAAACUCAAGCUCGACAGGUCCACAAAGAGCUACAAGAUACAAUUGCUCAAUUAGAAGCCAUACAACAUGAAAUCCGAACCAUUUCUUUUGUGAAUCCGGGUCCAUUAACCACAAGGCUAGUUGAUAACAUAAAAAACCACUCACCCACUGCUGGUGCUGGUACAUCGAUGGAAAAUGGACCUGAAAAGUCUGAAAGUAAGGGCACAACUAUCAGUAAUACACCCAAGGAUUGUAACUUUAAGCCCUCAACCUCUUCUGAUAUGAACAGUCAAGCAACAGCAUAUGCAAAACUUGCUGAAAUCACAUUAUCAAAACCCAAGUAUGAAAACUGCGAAGCUCUGAAUGAGGUUCCUGAUAAGUCUGGUAAUCUUGUGCUUCCAGUCUCUGCUAAAAGUGCAGGUCUAUUGCCUGAUCAUACAGCUGAAGCAAAGGGAUCUGACAUUGUGCUAGAAGCUAUUAUAGAGGCAGAUGUGGCACAAAAUUCAAAGAAGUUUUUCUCACAGCCCCAAAAUCAAAUGAAAUGAAAUAGAGGUACCUGGUUAUUCAAUAUAAUAGUGUAGCUACUCAGAUUAACCGUUUGGUUGUGUGACAUCUAUCACAUCUGCUGGCUUGGGAAGUGUAUUGAUUUACAAAACCAGGUCAUUCCACCCCAGAUUACCUCCUAGGAGUUCUUACUGUGAUUAGAAUGUCCUUUGGUCCUAACAUAUCAAAAUCCUAGCUCAGCAUACAGAAUUCAAUGCAUGAAGUAUGUAAAACAACUCGGUUAACAACCUCAAUUGAUAUGUAGCCGUUAAGAUUUGCAAACAAGAAUAUCAGUGUGAAGUUAAAUUCAGGGUUAAUCAAAGACACAGAUUCACCGUCUCUACAGAUUCCCAUUAAAGUUGAAGUAACUCUGGGGAAUGGAAUGAACUCUGCAUAUGAAAAGAGUUUUUAAACAGUGAGAUAAUGCAAUGUUUUGAGGAGCCCUAAAAAAACUGUAGGUGGAUGAUGAAGACCAGAUGCCUAGGCGUAGCUUCUCAGCAGGGUCUAGUAGUAGGUUGUUAGAGAUGUGGGCCAUUCGGCCUAUGAACUAAAAUGGUUGGCUGUCAUUCGACUCCAAAAUGAAAUUAGAAGCUGCAAAACAUUCUGAUAUGUGUAUAUCUGCUAUUAGGUAAAGUGUCCCUUACUCACUUCCUAAUUUGAGUUCACUAAGUUUUCCAUAUAGAAAUCUACCAUAUAUAUAAAGUGUGGAAGGAGUUAAGUAGGUCUUAUUUUCGUGUAUACAGUGCACUUCAUAAACGUGGUGGUCCACUUCUGAGGACAUCAAGAGGGG